AUGGCAUUGCAGAACUACAACCUCAGCUGGUCGGACCAGCUCAUUGAGCGGGUGGAGACGCACCUCCGCGACGUCCACGGCGCGCUCCUGCAGUACUACGAGAGCCGUGGCUACCCCACGGAGGUUGAAAGCCGCCACGUGGUGACUGCCGAGGCAGCAGCAGCAGCAGCAGCGGCGGGGACUAGAGACGAAGGAGAGCGCGCCACUGUUGCAGCUACUGCGGCCGCUGUCCCGUUGGAUGUCGUCAGCCCUGCCGGUAGCUUCUUGCUCCGCACCUGCGUGUACGACACGCCGUUUCCGGAUCUGCACGCGCGGCGCGGCGUCGGCGCUGACUUGGUACUCUCCAUCCCUGCCGAUCGCUGCACCACUGCGGAUUUGAAAAGCGGCCUCUAUCUCGAGCGCCGUCAGUCUUUUCUUGAUGAGAUCCAGGCCCACUUGCAACAGCUCGUGAGCGGUGCCGCUGCCGACGAGGACAGCGACGAGGACGAUGAGGAGGGUCGCAGCGCGUCUUCCCCCAGUCGCCAGCGCAGCAAGAAGGCAACCCAAGAGGCAAAAAAGAGGCUGCUGAACGUGGCCGCCGCCGCGCGGCUCAGUCGCAUGGAGGUGGGCGUGGUGCCGAUUCACGGGUGCUACGCACUGGCAGAAAAGCAAAUUCUGCAGCUGCGCUUCCGCCGGCGUCGGGCCGCCGCAGACACCCACGAGACCUUCUUCGUGAACCUGCACUUCCGCCCCUCCGUCUUCCCUGGACACACCGUGAACGCGGCGGGAAUUCGCAAGCAUCCCUACUAUAGCUACUGCAUCCUGGAAGACUACCUCAUGCCGCAUUAUCUGAAGAAGCUGCACGAGGUGUGCAUCGCCAGCGCCGGUGUCCGCCGCGCAAUCGUCGUGCUCAAGUGCUGGGCUCAUCACACCGGUCUCAUGUCCGCCGCUUCGGGGCAUCCGGAGGCACUGAACGGGUUCGUCGUUGCUGCCAUGGUGUUACGUCUGCUCGAGGAGGGCAUCGUGACGGCGGGGAUGUCUCUGGGCAACAUUGUGCGCGCUGUGUGGGUGCAGCUCUCGCGUGGUUUCUUCCUUGGCACACCAGAGAAGGCCGGCGGCAGGGGUGCCCGCCCUGCCAAAGUGUCGGCGGCGGAGGAAAGGGGCGAGGUGAGCGUGCUGCGCUUCACCGGCGAGCUGCACAACAUCCUCUUCCGCACCCCCGCUGACUUCUUCAAGCACGUGGUGUGCUCUGCCGCGGAGGAGGCGCUGCAGCACCCGUUCGCCGUCGACGUAGUCGACCGCUUCGCCUUUCAGCCUCUGCCGCUGCGCUACGACGUGGCCCUCACCGUCCAGCUGAACCAAGCUGCCACGUCUUCUGUGGCGGCGAUGGAUCGCACUCCAGCUGUCCUCAAGAAGAGCACUCUCUGGCGCGCCCCACGCGCCGAGGCGAUGCAGGACACGCUGCGAGUGCUGAAGGAAGCACUCGGUGUGCGGUGCAGCUACAUCACCGCCUGGCUAACCGAUGCAGACCGUCUGCAGGUUGUGGUGCAGCUGACCAGUGAGGCCGAGGGCCGCAACCGCCUCACCCGCGGUCCACCCAUCGAAGACACCAGCGCUGUCGAGCGCUUCAACGCCUUCUGGGGUGCCGGCGUCACCUCGACGCGCCAAUUCAGUGAUGGCGCCAUCUACCGCUGCGUGCUGUGGACAUUUCCGGAGGACGCGGGCACGCACACGACCGUGGCCCUGUCCGCCUCGACGGUGCUGCGCCGCGUCGUCGAGUUUGCGCUGCGCGUGCACGUCGCACCUGAGGCGACAGUGACGGUGUUGCUUGGCGGCCUGGAUGGAUACCUGGCGGAGCGGGUCGGCGGCGAGUGGCGUGACGCGGCCCCGCUGAUGCAGCACAGCCUCCUCGAAGCAACCAAGGCGGUGCAGUACAUGCUGCAGAACCUGCCCCAUGGCAGCGUGCCCUGUCGCAUCGUCUCCCUUGACGUCAUCGCCGCCAGCGAGCGCCACGCCGAGGUGUUCCCGGUUCGCCCGCAUUUGGCUCUCACGUACACGACGGAUGACCUUACGGACGCGAGCUUCGCAGGACUGAGCACCGCGCCAACGAUCGAGCCAAUCCACUGCGUGCUGAGCAUCGACGACAGCCACAAGAUUCCCGACACCAUGGAGGCGAUAGCAAUGAUGAAGGGCGCCAUUGCUGCCCAGCUGGCCAAGACGCUGCAGGCGCACUACGGAGAGAAGAGCAACACCGGCACCCAGUCGCAGAAAGCUCGCAGGAAGGCGGCGGAGGGUGCCGGUAGCAGCAGCGACAUUGUGCGCAGCCCGAUCCGCACCCAGUGCACCAGCCAGUCUGUCGAUAUCAUUUACCGCGGCUACCUCUUCCGCGUCUACGUCGCCCAUUACCGUGAGGUGUCUCUCCUGCGUGCUUUGAAGCGUGACACGGAGGCGAACGUGCUGGAGAUGAAGCUGUACUGGACUGCACAGCAUGCCAAGUUCAUGCGCACCAUCGCGUUUGGACACCAUAGCUACUCGCACGCGGUGAGGCUGGCGAAGCGGUGGAUGAGUGCCAUGUAUCUCUACGAGUUUGUGCAACCGGAAGCCGUCGAGCUGCUCGUAGCGUACGCGUACCUGCAGCCGGCGCCGCACACGCCCAAGACACCUGCCGGAGGUUUCCUGCGCUUUGUGCAGCUCCUCGCCACGCAUGACUGGUCGACGCCGUUGGUGCUCCCCUUCACCGACGACGACAGUGACAAGACCGCCGUGGCAGCAGCGGCGCUGGUGCGCAAGCUUGGCGAUCAACAAGGCAUGUUCAUCGCCACACCGUACGCGCCGGCCGCGAGCCCGUUCACGGUGCUAACGCCGCGCCCGAUGAUUAUGGGCCGUCUUGUGCAGCUUGCCCAAUCGGUGGUGGCCGUGCUGCUGCGCCACCUCGAGGGCCACAACACGACAGCUGGUGAGGCGGAGGCGUUCACCUCCAGCCCGUGGGCCUUCGACUUUUCGAUGAAGUUCCACCCGCGCCUGCUGCUGCAGCCUGACCGGGCCCUCAGCAUCGGCGCGGCGGCACUGUCGGUGGCAUCGGCGCAGCCCGAAGCGACGCAUCUUAACGGGAUCGUGUCAGCUUCUAACGAGGCGAACGCGCUGGCAGCAGGGGAAGCUGCCGCUGCAGCCAACGCCGUCGUCCGCAUCUGGCAACUGGACGAGUUGGACGCGGACACAAACGGGCGGGAGUACAUUAAUCAGCUCGUCGAACGUGAGCCGGCGGCGCACGCUGUGCGCAUCGUCCGUGCAGCACUCCGUGAGCGUGGUAUGAUGUUCUACGACGCGCUCGCUCCGUCCUCCCUCUAUGUGGUGAGUGUCAGCGCCGAAGGGCAGGCCGCCAAAAGCCGGCAGCUGCACGACGCCAUUCUGCAGGUGGGGCGAGGCGCAUUUCUGCCGGCGCAACCGAGUGCCUUCACUCCUGUCGCGGUGACGGCGCAUGACUCCCCCGCUGCUGCACGCAUCCAGCUGGAAUCCGAGGACGACCACGAGGGCAACCACCACCAUCACCGUGCCCCCGCGCGGCGUCAGGGCAAGGAGAGCCCUCUGCCGCGCCGCCAAGCCGCCUCGGACACGAAGACCAAGAAGGGCAAGGCGUCCGUACACCAGCACCCGCUGCAGGACCACAAGCGCAGCCGCAGCAGCAACGACCACUGCAGCCCGGCUGCCGCUUCUGUUGCGGAGGCAGCGCACCCGAAGAAGGUGAAGAAGGAAACGGCAGACAGGGUUGGCCCUUCCACAGCAACCUCGCCCACGAAAGCGGCAGCAGAAGGGCGCUCUCAGAAAGUCUCCAAGCCCAAGAAGGCUUCCAAGAAGUGA
This is a messenger RNA of Leishmania mexicana MHOM/GT/2001/U1103, 3837 nucleotides long. RefSeq lists its product as hypothetical. NCBI's taxonomy places the organism in Eukaryota, Euglenozoa, Kinetoplastea, Trypanosomatida, Trypanosomatidae. The record is from RefSeq and is a predicted model, not a curated record. The transcript has a single exon. The coding region runs from base 1 to 3837 and encodes 1278 amino acids. Gene Ontology annotation, cellular component: small-subunit processome; CURI complex; UTP-C complex. Gene Ontology annotation, biological process: tRNA export from nucleus; rRNA processing.